This is a messenger RNA of Protopolystoma xenopodis, 381 nucleotides long. NCBI's taxonomy places the organism in Eukaryota, Metazoa, Platyhelminthes, Monogenea, Polystomatidea, Polystomatidae. The record is from the annotation of a GenBank genome assembly.
AUGGGGGUAAGCUCAACACAGUUUGUCUGUCCUAAACUCGCGCCUGCUUCGAGGCGAAGUGCCGGCGAGGGCGCAUCAUCUCUUCACCCAUUCCUACUCAUCGUCCCUUCCACGGAGUCGGUUUGCCUCAUCAUUUCCAUCGGCUCUCGUCUCUGUCGGGCUGUUUGGAUGAGAAAUGCCAUUCACCACCACCCAAUGGUGGUACAGACUUGGCGGUCAGUCGGUCAGCUGGUCGGUCGGUCCGCCUGGCUGCACUCGUCUACGCCCCAAAUGAACCAAAGUCAACCAAAAAGUGUGACAUUCUACACAGCCUUAAAUCAGGUCACGCCGGUGGGGGAUAACAGUCAGCCGAGAGGAGUGGCCUCCACUCUUGGUUGUUAG